Messenger RNA from Spea bombifrons (plains spadefoot toad), 4026 nucleotides. RefSeq names its product cyclin dependent kinase like 5 (gene CDKL5). The record is from RefSeq and is a predicted model, not a curated record. Gene Ontology annotation, molecular function: protein kinase activity; ATP binding. Gene Ontology annotation, biological process: protein phosphorylation; positive regulation of axon extension; regulation of dendrite development. The coding region runs from base 280 to 3324 and encodes 1014 amino acids. Gene Ontology annotation, cellular component: dendrite cytoplasm; nucleus. Lineage: Eukaryota; Metazoa; Chordata; Amphibia; Anura; Pelobatidae. The transcript has 20 exons.
UUUUAUUCGUUUUCUGGUGGCAUUGACUCGCUGUCCCGAUAGGAAAGCAGCGACAGAGGAGCGGAGCAGGAGGUGGGGAAAGCUUCCCGGACAGAGCACGGCGGAGGAGAGGUAUUGGCAUGGUGGACUGCAGUGCAUCAAAACACAAGAUAAUAUGUGAUGCCCUGAAGAGUGCUGUAUUAUGGCAAUAUUCAUGCCUGGUGACUUUUGAAGAUUACCUUCUUCUUGCUUUCCUUGUGCCAUGUUCUGUGGCCCUCAUCAGAAGGAGAGUUUGUCUUCAUGAAGAUUCCUAAUCUUGGUAAUGUGAUGAAUAAAUUUGAGGUCCUUGGGGUUGUAGGUGAAGGAGCUUAUGGAGUGGUGCUUAAGUGUCGGCACAAGGAAACAAAGGAAAUUGUGGCCAUCAAGAAAUUUAAGGAUAGUGAAGAAAAUGAAGAAGUCAAGGAAACGACGUUGCGAGAGCUUAAAAUGCUCCGUACUUUGAAACAAGAAAAUAUAGUGGAGCUGAAAGAGGCCUUUCGAAGAAGAGGGAAAUUAUAUCUGGUCUUUGAAUAUGUUGAAAAAAACAUGCUUGAGUUGCUGGAAGAAAUGCCAAAUGGAGUUCCUCCGGAGAAAGUAAAGAACUACAUUUACCAGUUAAUCAAGGCUAUUCACUGGUGUCACAAGAACGACAUCGUCCAUAGAGAUAUUAAACCAGAAAAUCUUUUGAUUAGUUAUAAUGAUAUCUUGAAGCUCUGCGACUUUGGCUUCGCACGAAAUUUGUCAGAAGGCAGCAAUGCCAAUUAUACAGAAUAUGUGGCCACCCGGUGGUACCGAUCUCCAGAGCUGCUCCUAGGGGCUCCAUAUGGAAAAGCUGUUGACAUGUGGUCUGUAGGCUGUAUCCUAGGAGAGCUGAGUGAUGGACAACCACUUUUUCCUGGGGAAAGUGAAAUUGACCAGCUUUUCACAAUUCAGAAAGUUUUAGGGCCUCUACCUUCAGAGCAAAUGAAACUUUUCUAUAGUAAUCCUCGUUUCCAUGGAAUGCGGUUUCCGGCUGUUAACCACCCCCAGUCUUUGGAAAGACGAUAUCUGGGAAUUAUUAGUGGUGUUUUACUUGACCUUAUGAAGAAUUUAUUGAAGCUGAAUCCAUCUGAUAGAUACCUGACCGAGCAGAGCUUGAAUCACCCUGCCUUUCAGACACAGAGACUCUUAGAUCGUGGUGGGAGUUCACCCUCCAGAUCAGCCAAGAGAAAAACUCACCACUCAGAAAGCAAUUCCUCAAGCAGGAAACCAUCAACCAAAAGCUCUUCUCAUCACCGGUCAAACAGCAAAGAUGUUCAAACGCUUUCUGUGGGACCAAAACGAAGCGAAGAUUCCCACCCACCAAGCGAAACCUUUAUAAAUGGAAAUCACCCUGCAGGUUCUCACAGCCCAACAGUCCACCCCAAAAAAAGUAACCAAAGUGGAUCUGGAAGCAAGGAUCCAGCCAGUAAUAAUUUGCCGCAUCUUCUUAGUCCAAAGGAAGCAAAGUCAAAAAAUGAAUUUGACUUUAGUCCUGAGCAAAAAUCCACAGACGGCCCAGGCACUAAAUACUUAAAAUCAAAUUCUCGUUCUCAUCAGAAUCGACAUUCAUUUAUGGAGGGAAAAACAGGAAGCUUGCAACCAAGUGAAAAACAUGCACGCCACAGCUACAUUGACACAAUUCCCCAGUCCUCAAAAAAAAGUAGUUCAUACUAUUCAAAAAGUCAUGGUGUCUUGACAGAUUCCAAAUCAGUGGGCAACCUUAGCGAAGCUAGAGGCCAAAUAUUAGAACCAAGCAGUCGAUAUUUUCCAUCCAGUUGUCAUGACUUAAAUUCUCCAACUAGCCCUGCUGGGCCAAGACAUGGGGACAGUAGAGCCAUGCUGAGUCCCUCCGGAAGGACUAAUAGAAAAGAGGGAACUUUGGAGUCUCGAAGGCCUACUACACGGCAUUCCAGAACUAUGGAGGAGCUGAAACUCCCCGACCAGAUGGAUAGCAGUCAUUCACACUCUCUGUCAGCCCCACAUGAGUCUUUUUCCUAUGGCUUAGGCUAUACUAGCCCAUUCUCCUCCCAGCAGCGUCCUCAUCGGCAUUCCAUGUAUGUAAGCCGGGAUAGAGUGCGGGUAAAAAGCACAGAUGCAGGGCUGACAGUUGGACAGGGAAUGGCAUCAAGAGCCAACAGUCUACAGUUGUUAUCGCCUCAGGUACAGCAUCGAACAUUGACUAGAUCGGUUGGAUCAUCGCGAGAGGACUGCACUGAGGACACUGCUAGGCAGGGUGACCAGGUCCCACCAGAAGCAGUCCACUCAAGACCUUUAGCUAAAGAUCCCAACAGAGAUGGUACAGCUUCAUUUCACACGCGACAAAAGUCUGAGGGUGGACCAUAUCAUGAUACCCACCCCGAUGAUGGAGCUUCUUCAAAAGAAAAUCGUCACAUAUACAGUGAGACAAUUCCAAGGCGAGUUGGCAGCUUCUAUAGAGUUCCAUCUCCACGUCCAGAGGGUACCUUUCAUGAAAAUACUGUGUCAAACCGUGGUCCAUCUCACCCAGUUGACAACAGCGGGGGCACAAAUCACUCAAAGAGACAGACUACUUUUGAUCACUGGAAGAGUGCAGAAAAAAGCCAUUCUGAACAAAUUAAGGACAAGGAAAAGCAAGGUUUCUUCCGAGUCAUUAAAAAGAAAAAGAAAAAAUCCCAAACUACAGACCCUACUGACUCUGAGAAACCAAGCAUCAAGAAAAGCCUCUUUCCACUAUUUAGUUCAAAGAAUCAUUUAAAGCGUAGCACCUCUUUGAAAAAACUCAAUCUGCCAAUGAUGCCUAGUACUGAUGGUCAAGAACAUCUGGUCAUACAGAAAGGUAUUCACUCAUCUAGCCACAAAAGCAGCAGGCACAAAGAGUGGCGUCCAGACAAGAUGGGGGAAAUUCACUCUCAUAGUCAGCCUUUAAAAUCUCUUUGGAAAUUGCUACACCCCUCUUCAUCCUCAAACCAUCCUGCACCACCCGAUCCUCGUUUUCAACCGUUGCCUAACCAGCCCCCGAAGACACCUUCUUUUGCAGAAGCCAGAAUACACCCAAUGGGUCAAACUUCCAGUGGAGGAGGUGGUGUCCAUCGACAGGAACCUCAGCCAAAAAGCAGACAGGGUCUGCAUAUCCCAGGGCAAGCUGAUCCUGUUUGGCACGUGUCCCCUGUAAAUAGAGGGACCAAUGAAGGAGCACCUUUUCCUGACCAGCUGACUUCAAAACCUGGACAGAAUGGUCUCCAUUUUAACCGGACAAAAAGAACACGCUUACCAAAUCUGAAUGACUUAAAAGAGACAGCUCUUUAGUUGUCAGGUGUAUGCAAAGGAAAGGUUUAGAUUAAAACAAUAAGUGUUGGGUAAAUGGUUAUUUUGGCAGAGCAGAUUAAAACAGAUCUAUAUAUAUUGAAGUACUUAUAGCUAUAUUGAUAUGUGCAAUAUGCUUGUGUGAGGCUACACUGUGCAGCAACCCACCCACAAAUUCUUCUGUUGAUUGUUAAGGUUUUUUGUUACUUUGUGACAUUAGAAUGUGCAAUAAGGAAAGGUGUCAAAACGUUGAGGAGUUUACCCCAUAGGCAUAAGAUGUUUCUGUAUCACAAAGUUUGAUAUUUCUCUCAAAGCAAAACCAUUACAGACUUACAACAUUCUCAAUAUGUAAUUGCUAAGAAGACGGGGGACUCAAAAAAAGGGAACUUUCUUUUUUUUUAGAAAAAGGAAAACAAAACUUCCAUACUUGAUCAUUUUUGUAAGAAUUAUUUAUGAUGAUUUAUCAUAAGGUCAUUAUUGUUAAAAGAUAUUUUAAGCUGUUAUAAAACAUUGUGACACAGUACACUUACAGUUUGACAUUUAUAUAUUGCAUUAAGAGUAUUAUAUUAUAAUAUAUAUAUAUAUAUAUAUAUAUAUAUAUUAUAUCUGCACACUCAGACAUUUGUGUGUGUAGUUUGUUUAUAUGUUAAAUUACUGUCAAUUUUAUAACGUUAAAACAUUAAAAUUACAUAUAUUGUUAUGACA